This is a messenger RNA of Moesziomyces antarcticus, 885 nucleotides long. RefSeq names its product ceramidase. Gene Ontology annotation, cellular component: endoplasmic reticulum membrane. The record is from RefSeq and is a predicted model, not a curated record. Bases 1 to 885 code for a protein of 294 amino acids. Gene Ontology annotation, biological process: ceramide biosynthetic process; ceramide catabolic process. Lineage: Eukaryota; Fungi; Basidiomycota; Ustilaginomycetes; Ustilaginales; Ustilaginaceae. The transcript has a single exon.
AUGUCUUGGUAUCGCGAUCCUUCUCCCGUGGCUUCCGGCUACUGGGGUCCUAUCACAUCCACCCUCGUGUGGUGCGAGCGAAAGUACCGCUGGUCGUACUACGUUGCUGAGCCGAUCAACACCGCCACCAACGUGUUCUUUAUCGCGCUUUCGCUCUACGGCUUUCUCUCCUGCCGUCGUCAGGCACUGCCGCUUCGCUUUGCGCUGUGUCACCUGGGGGUGGCGUUGGUUGGGUUUGGAUCGGCCUGGUUCCAUGCUACGCUGCUGUAUUCUACCCAGCUGCUGGACGAGUUGCCCAUGAUCUACACCUCGGCCCUGCUCACGUAUUGCGUCUUCGAAACGGCGCCCUCGCAUCUCAAACCGCGGUUUCGAAUUCUGCUACCUUCGUCUCUCUUUGCUAUGGUGGCAUGGAUUACCGCCGUGUAUCUGCGCAAUGGUAAUCCGGUGUUUCACCAAUGCGCAUACGCCGCGAUCCAAAUCCUAUCCACCUUGCGCGUCAUCUCCCUCCUCACUGCCACACCCUCCCCCCUCACCUCCGCCGCGGGAAAGGCACGCAAGAAAGAGAUUACGCGGUUAUACCUCUUUGGCGCAGUGAUCUUUCUCACCGGAUUCGGCGUGUGGAACGUGGACAACAUCUUUUGCGCCCAGCUGCGCGCCGCACGCCAAUAUGUAGGCUACCCCUGGGCCGUGUUUUUAGAGGGCCAUGGUUGGUGGCACAUCCUCACAGGCUACGGCGCAUACUCGCUCAUCACUGCGGGGUCGCUGCUCGCGCUGUGCUACAAGGAGGAGCCGGCCAACUUCGAGCUUACCAAGGCGGCGUUUCCCAUCGUCAAGCGCGUCAAGCCGUACAGCCCUCCCAAAGCACGCAGAAAGAUCACGCAGUAG